Molecule: messenger RNA, 1806 nt
Organism: Saimiri boliviensis boliviensis (Bolivian squirrel monkey)
Lineage: Eukaryota; Metazoa; Chordata; Mammalia; Primates; Cebidae
Gene: SPATC1L
Product: spermatogenesis and centriole associated 1 like
Biological process (GO): spermatogenesis
Cellular component (GO): sperm head-tail coupling apparatus; centrosome
Molecular function (GO): protein kinase A regulatory subunit binding
Source: RefSeq, a predicted model, not a curated record
CCCCGGGCUGGUCUCCUCCCCUACCCUCACCAGCCCCUCCAUCCUCAAGUGUGGGUCCCAAGGUUGGGCUCCGAUGAACACCUGCACAGCAGAUGCCACCCUGAGUGCCAGGGACCUACAGGAAGCUGCACUAGGUCCCGUGUUGUGGACAGGGUCUGUGGGAAGGGUGGCCCCAGUGCCACUCGAGGAAAGGCAGCAUCCCCGCCAGGCCUGAGGACUCCACAUGGGGUGAACGCCCGACCCUGGCUGGGCCUCCCUUUGGGGAGCAGCUCAGACGCCCCCCCUGGAGUAUGGUCCCCACAUUCCAUACCUGCCUAAGGUCCUUGGCAUUCUCGGGCCCUGUCGCGGUGCGGGAGUGGCUACCUGUGCACCCCACGGGCCUCCAGUUCACUGCCUCAACGUGGCCACGAGCUGUCGCCAGGACGGGCAGAGGUGCCGGGCACCUGGUCACUAGGGCAGCGACAUCACAAGGUGCGGAAGGUGGCGGUGGCCACGGAACUCCGUGGCCUCGGGCUGUUUCUGUGGUGCCUGCGGGCUCUGGGCUUCCACCUCUAUGGGGCUGCAGGAGCCGUGAGGGACAAGGAGGGACGUGUGCCCGCCAUGGCUGAGGGUGGUGAGCUGAUGAGCAGGCUCCUGAGUGAGAACGCAGACCUGAAGAAGCAGGUGCGCCUCCUGAAGGAGAAUCAGAUGCUGCGGCGGCUGCUCAGCCAGAGCUGCCAGGACGGCGGGGGCCGAGACCUGCUCCCCCAGAGGGCGCCUGCCUACCCCGAAGCCGGCUCCCCGGGCAGUGGAGUUCCAGAUUUCGGAAGGUUCACCAGUGUCGCUGACUCGCCCUCCCAGUUGCAGACAUCCUCCCUGGAGGACCUGCUGUGCUCACAUGCCCCUCUGGCCAGCGAAGACGACGCCUCCCCGGGCUGUGCAGCCCCCUCCCAGCCACACUUCAAGGCCUUCCUCAGUCCCCCGGAGCUGCACAGCCACCGAGGCACGGACAGGAAGUUGUCCCCACUCCUGAGCCCCUUGCAAGACUCACUGGUGGACAAGAGCCUGCUGGAGCCCAGGGAGGUGGUCCGGCCUAAGAAGGUGUGCUUCUCAGAGAGCAGCCUGCCCACCGCGGACAGGACCAGGAGGAGCUACUACCUCAAUGAGAUCCAGAGCUUCGCGGGCGCCGAGAAGGACGCGCGCGUGGUGGGCGAGAUCGCCUUCCAGCUGGACCGCCGCAUCCUGGCCUACGUGUUCCCGGGCGUGACGCGGCUGUACGGCUUCACCGUGGCCAACAUCCCGGAGAAGAUCAAGCAGACCUCCAUCAAGUCCCUGGACGGCUCCGUGGACGAGAAGAAGCUGCGCGAGCUGACGCAGCGCUACCUGGCCCUGAGCGCGCGCCUGGAGAAGCUGGGCUACAGCCGCGACGUGCACCCGGCCUUCAGCGAGUUCCUCAUCAACACCUACGGGAUCCUCAAGCAGCGGCCCGACCUGCGCGCGAACCCGCUGCACAGCAGCCCCGCCGCGCUGCGCAAGCUGGUCAUCGACGUGGUGCCCCCCAAGUUCCUGGGCGACUCGCUGCUGCUGCUCAACUGCCUGUGCGAGCUCUCCAAGGAGGACAGCAAGCCGCUCUUCGCCUGGUGACCGCCGCGCCGCCCGCCGUGCACCUGUGCGCUCCCGCCGGGCCGCGCCAUCUCGCGAACUCGCGGAGGGGAAGAGCCGCGCCCCCCGCGCGAGGCCGGAGCGGGCGCCUGUCCCGCCGCCUUGGGGCCCCCCGCCGGCCCUCCGCGAAGCGCUAGCCGCCCUUCAUUAAAGUCACCUGUUUGC